Lycium ferocissimum is the source of this 1843-nucleotide messenger RNA. Its product is annotated as LRR receptor-like serine/threonine-protein kinase GSO2. NCBI's taxonomy places the organism in Eukaryota, Viridiplantae, Streptophyta, Magnoliopsida, Solanales, Solanaceae. The coding region runs from base 224 to 1843 and encodes 539 amino acids. The record is from RefSeq and is a predicted model, not a curated record. The transcript has 3 exons. Gene Ontology annotation, molecular function: receptor serine/threonine kinase binding.
UUUGCUCUAGCAGCUUUUCAUUCUGCUUCAACACAAUACUUCACUUGCUAGUGUUCCUACUAUUAGCACUGAUGAAGUUGCUCUUCUUGCUCUGAAAUCACACAUUUCUUCUCCUCAUAACAUCUUGCAAAGCAACUGGUCCUCUUCCAGCCCAAUAUGCAGCUGGAUCGGAAUCACUUGCAGCUUCCGCCACCACCGAGUCACUGCUUUAAACAUUUCUAGCAUGCAACUUCAUGGUACCAUUCCUCCACACCUUGGAAACCUCUCAUUUCUCGUCUCCCUCGACAUCAGUAACAACACUUUCCAUGGAGAUUUCCCAGAAGAGUUGGCUCAUUUGCAGAGGUUGAAAUUGAUUAAUGUCACAAGCAAUAACUUCACUGGUUCCAUUCCAUCAUUUUUAAGUUUCUUACCUAACCUUCAAUACAUGUAUCUUUCGAUGAAUCAAUUUUGGGGGGAAAUUCCAUCUUCCCUUUCCAAUCUAACAAAGCUGGAAGUGUUGAGAAUAAAUAAAAAAAUUCUCAAAGGAGAGAUCCAUUGGGAAAUCGGUGAUCUUCGUUACUUUACUGUCCUAGACCUGCAAUUCAAUCAACUUACUGGCUCUAUACCAACAUCAAUCUUCAACAUUACAACGAUGCGAAUCAUUGCUCUUUCCUAUAACAAUCUUACCGGUAAGCUUCCAGCAACUAUAUGCGACCAUCUUCCAAACUUGGAAGGGCUUUACCUCUCAGGCAACUCCCUAGAUGGAGUUAUUCCACCAAACCUGGAGAAAUGCAGAAAGCUUCAAGUCUUGGCAUUGUCUGAAAAUGAGUUUAUUGGAACUGUACCAAGAGAGCUAGCCAACUUAACAGCUCUUACAAUAUUAGAUGUGACAACUCUGCAUCUGGAAGGAGAGAUACCAAUGGAGCUAGGUAAUCUUAAGAAACUAAAAAGACUGUCAUUAUCCCAGAAUGGGUUUGCUGGUUCUAUACCUGCAAGCAUUUUCAACGUGUCAACACUGCAGGUCCUAGAACUUCAUUUCAACAAACUUAGAAGACUUGAGCUCGGACACAACAGCUUCACUGGUCCAAUUCCUGAGUCACUUGGUAACUUACAAUACCUUGAGCAUCUAAACUUGGAGGGGAAUAAUUUCUUCGGAGAUUCAGUAUUGAGCUUUCUUGCAUCAUUGACAAACUGUAGGAAUCUAAGAGCACUCUGCUUUUCUGAAAAUCCAUUGAAUGGUGUUUUGCCUGCAUCUAUUGGUAAUUUCUCCACCUCUCUUCAAAGUUUUGACGUAUUGAACUGUAAACUAAAGGGCCUCAUUCCUCCAGAAAUCGGCAAUCUUACUAGAGUGAUAGAGAUGGAUCUGUUUAACAAUGAAUUGAGUGGACAUAUUCCAAAUACUGUCCAAGGCAUGUUGAACCUUCAAGAAUUUUACCUACAAAGCAACAAGAUUGAAGGAACCAUACCAGAUGAUAUCUGCAAUUUGAAGAAUCUAGGUGCAUUGUACUUGUCAGGAAAUCAUUUUUCUGGUUCGGUGCCCUCAUGCUUAGGGAAUGUUACCAACCUGAGGUAUCUUAAUCUAGAUUACAACAGGUUGAUUUCAAGCUUACCUGCAAGCUUGGGGAGCCUUCAAGACCUUCUAGAAUUCAAUGUUUCAUCCAAUUUAUUAAGUGGUCAUAUUCCUCUGGAGUUUGGAAAUUUAAAGGUUGCGAUACUCAUUGAUUUGUCAAAAAAUGAUAUUUCUGGUAAGAUUCCUAGCACUCUAGGGGGUCUAGAUAGAUUGAGUAAACUUUCUCUAGCACAUAAUAGAUUAGAUAGGCCUAUUCCAGAUUCUUUGGCAAGAUGUUGGCAUUGGAUUUCUUGA